AUGGCGAAGAAGGCGCUCUUGGUCGGGUGCAACUACCCGGGUACGCAGGCACAGUUGAAUGGUUGCGUCAACGAUGUUUGGUCCAUGCACACCAUCUUGACAGAUCUUAAGGUCAAGGUCGCUUUGUCCCCUGGGGCCUUGGGCUUUUCCAAGAGCGACAUUACGGUCAUGAUUGACACGGAUAGCCGUGACGCGUCACCCACGGGACGCAACAUCAAAGCUGGCUUAAACGAGCUCGUACGCAGCAGCAAAGCAGGCGACUACCUGGUGUUCCACUUCUCUGGGCAUGGUACCCAAAUCCCAGCCGAAGGAGACACGAAUGAGGCUGAUGGCAAAGACGAGGCCAUCUGUCCAACAGAUCUGAACAUCAUCAUUGAUGACGAUCUACGGGAGAUUGUGGAGCAGCUGCCAAGCGGCGCCAACUUGACCGUCGUGACCGACUGUUGCCACAGCGGUUCCAUGCUGGAUCACACCGCUGUGCAGAUUCAGGGCAACAAGGGCGGUUCCAGCCAGAUACCGGGACUCAUGGAUGUCAUGGGCGCCGCCAUGGGCCGUGGUCUUGAAGCGACACCACGAGAAAUUCCGUUGGACAUGCUGGCAAACAUGCUGUCCCAGCAGACGGGCCACACCGUUCGUCCCGGCAAUAUUCGCUAUCAUUUGGCUAAUAUUUUUGGUGCUGAUGCCUCGACGACGGCGCUCAACUUUUUGCGCGCGGUGCAGCAGCACACGGAUCAGAACAGCAUGUGUGGUCAAGGCUUGCUUCAUCUCAUUCGGUGUCUCCGAGCAGGUGGUGUGGGUAUGGAGAGAGCUGUAACUGAGUAUCAUGAUGUUUGCCGAACAGCCAAAUAUGGAGGCAGCAGUGGCGGCAACUCGCUGGGCAUUCCCGGUCUCUCGUCCAAUUUUACAGCCCCCACGCAGGGUCAAAAGCCUCCACCGGAGCAGCAGCUCAGCUCGGACAAGGGCAUCUUGAUCACGGGCUGUCAGGCCCACGAAACGUCGGCUGAUGCGUGCCCGUCGGGAGACCGCAGCCGCGCCUUUGGGGCGCUGACCAAUGCCAUUGCGACGGUGCUGCGUCACCGUCCCAACGCGUCAUACUAUGAUGUGGUGUCAGAGGUGCGCAAGCAUCUCUUGCAAGGCGGGUUCAAGCAAAACCCAUGCCUGGAAUGCGACGAUCGCUACAAGGACAUGCCGUUCAUCUGCCCAGCUUAG
Monosiga brevicollis MX1 is the source of this 1209-nucleotide messenger RNA. RefSeq lists its product as uncharacterized. Gene Ontology annotation, biological process: proteolysis. Lineage: Eukaryota; Choanoflagellata; Craspedida; Salpingoecidae. The transcript is spliced from 12 exons. The coding region runs from base 1 to 1209 and encodes 402 amino acids. The record is from RefSeq and is a predicted model, not a curated record. Gene Ontology annotation, molecular function: cysteine-type endopeptidase activity.